Molecule: messenger RNA, 1204 nt
Organism: Erythranthe guttata (spotted monkey flower)
Lineage: Eukaryota; Viridiplantae; Streptophyta; Magnoliopsida; Lamiales; Phrymaceae
Source: RefSeq, a predicted model, not a curated record
GUUAAUUACCUGGGAGUUUGAUUCACACUCGCUUUCUUCGGCUUUUCACAUUGCGAUCUCGUCCUCCAUUAGAGCGCACACACAAUUUGGACUGUGCAGCAGCUACUUUAGAGAGAGAGAGAGAGAGAGAGAGAGAGAGAGAGAGAGAGAGAGAGAGAGAGGAAAAUGGCAGUGAAGCCUAGGGUUUUGAAAGCAGCUCUGGGGCUGAUGGCAGUUUGCCUGGCAGCGUACAUAGUGGGACCCCCUCUGUAUUGGCACUUGAUGGAAGGUUUGGCCUCCGCUUCCGCCUCAGCCUCGUGCCCUUUGUGCAAUUGUGAUUGCGAUUCUGUUCCCCUUCUCUCAAUUCCCCAAGGGCUGAAUAAUGCUUCCUUUGCUGAUUGUGCAAAGCACGAUCCAGACGUGAGCGAGGACACACAGAAGAACUUUGCAGAGCUACUCUCCGAGGAAUUAAAACUGCGAGAAGCUGAAGCUUUAGAACACCAGCAGCGCGCUGACAUGGCACUCCUCGAGGCCAAGAAGGUGACAUCACAAUACCAGAAAGAGGCAGACAAGUGCAAUUCCGGUAUGGAGACAUGCGAGGAGGCAAGAGAAAAAUCCGAAGCAGCUUUAUCUGCACAGAGACAGAUGACAGCUGUGUGGGAGCAGAGGGCUCGUCAAAGAGGUUGGAGGGAAGGAAAUGCCAGGUCACAAUCCUAGUCGAAACAAAUCAUAUAUAUACAUAUCUAUAUAGUUCUUUCCAAUUGAUGCGUUCGGCUCUCGAUGCUCUCGUUUGAAGGGCAUCACUAAAUUCCGAGUAUCGGGUGUUAUAUUAGCUGAAAGCGGAACAUCCGAUAUCUGAAGAAGAUGAUGAUGAUCCAGUCUUGUUAUUGUAGAGGUAACAUUUUCCACAUUUAUUAUUAUUAUUAUUGUUUGUUGGAAUUUCAUUUGGUAAGAGAAGUCGAGGUUUCCGUUUCGGGAGAAUCUUGUGUACUCAUAUUUAUAAUGGUAUUAGUUCUUUGUUCAAUCAAAUGGCAAGACCUGAAUGCAUUUUUUUGCACUUAGUUGUUUAAUGCCGUCUUCGUUAGGUUCGGAUUCUUUACGCAAAUUUUAGUGGUUCAUACGUUUUCUUGUUUUGGCUCACUUUUAAAUCCCAUGUAAUAUAAAGAUUUGUUAGGGUUUUUUACACAAGUUAUAGACAUAAGAAAACAAGAGAGAAUUUACUGCA